CCCCCUCGCCCAGCAACGACAACGACUGCACACGCACCUACUACAACAUUGCUGAUCUACCAUGCCGCUGUGCUCAGCGCUGCCCGGGAUUACACUCAGAACGAACUGUAUGUGUUUAUAUAUGUGAGAGGGUGUCACGAUGUGACUGGACAGUGGUCAAGAACGCCGGGGGAUGGACGGAUCGAGAGACCAGAAACACGUUCAAGAUGGCAAGGAUGCAGUCGAUGCAGAGCCAGUGUUGUUGCUGCGCGAUCAGCGUCUUCUCCGCGCUGUUCGGGAUCAUCAUGUUGUCGACCGGAGUCUGCCUGGUGCUCAACUACCGCAUCAUGGAGGUGGACACGACAGGCCUUCCUCCUGAGUGGCGGAAUGAGGAGGGCAAGAAGAUUGUUGGUAUCAUCCUCAUCUGUUGUGGCAUAGGCGGCAUGGGAAUGAGUGCCCUCAUCACUGUGUUGUACUUUACUGUCUGCUCUCGUCCCAAAACCACCCCUGCCGUCGCCCCUGCUGGACCUGUCCAGGGACACGGGCCGGGACAUCUGACGGCGGGGAAGACAGCCCACCACCCUCCAAACACACCUGACCCAUACUGUACAGAGGUGAAUGCGAAACAGCAUAACUCAUCGAAAGGCCGACGUGGGAAGCGGACUACAAAGAAACGACCACAUCUUAAAAAAUAUAAAAAUAAUCUCACAACUCAUAAGGAGGUGAUCAAUGAAAGUGAGCCCCGUCGUGAACAUAUCGAUCUGGACGAGUCGUCCCAGUCUCUAGACUCCUCCCAGACCGCGUCGUCCAGGACGACUAUCAGUGGGACAGCACAGGAAAUCAUAGAAACGUCACUAAAGACAAAACAGGAGUAUGCUCCACCUGUGAUAUUAAAUGUGAACCAUUUACCUCAGCUUCCGAACCCGGAGACUGGUAUGCUUAAAACAAUGCCCCUUCCCCCUAUCCAAUCCAAAUCGGUGGAGAUGGAUUCAGAGGAGGAAGAGGUGUCUCAGAUAGAGGAAAUUAAGAAGCUGGACAAACAGGUGGCCGGCCUGAUAGAGUGAACAUGCCGGACAAUACCAGUGUUAUAUGUUGCUUCGUGAUGGAACCUGGUAUGCUCACAUGUGGCCAACCUAUCUGUGUUCCCUCUACUACGUGUUGCACCUUGAAGGGAGUGGAGAGUACUGGACAAGCAUCUGGUCAACAUGUUGUGUUCUGAGGAUUGAUGGAGAAACCAGAUAUGGUUGGCCAGAAACUGGGACAAUCACUGACCACAGUCCAGUUCUCCAACUGUCCAUGGACGGCCAGUACGGUGGGGCUGCACAAAGUAGUAUGUUUCGUACCGAUAGCAUGUCUAGAAAUGUACAUGUGUCUCUAGACGUGUGAGUAGAAAGCUGUGUGGUGAGGUGAACCUUUGUGUUAGUGGUACGUAUCCGACGAGGGUCACGAUGGCCUCAUCAAGGUGUUAUAUAAGAUGCAGCAUCUACAGGUCACGAUGAUCUUAUCCAAGGUCAGUGCAACCCACUAACGGGUCCAGCUUCUAUAGACUAGCUAGGCUCCAAGUGCUAGGAUGUCAGUGGAGGGACGGUAUGUGUGUGGGAGUGACACAGUCCCGCGACUGCCCAUCACUUUCCUGCCCUCAGGACCCAAUUACUGCAAUAUGUGAUACUGUCUGAAACAAUUGUGAUAACUGUAGCGAUGUCAUACACUCUUUGUUGUCAACAAUGGAGAUGUUCAUUUGCAAAACAGUGUUGACUUCAUCGAAAAUUAACCAUGCUGAAAUUCUCCUUGUUCUACGUUGUCAGUGUCCAGGAAUGUCUGGUGACGGGUCUUCAUGGAAUGUAUGGUCAUCUCUGCUGGACGAUGGACGUACACACACCUGGCAUGUGUACACACCACACCAUUAACGCUGCAAGUGCACGUGCGACACAAGCUUUCUCUGCAAGUACACGUGACAACCACCUGCUUGUCAUGAACGAUAGAACACCCACCGACCGUGUGCAUGUGU
Messenger RNA from Haliotis rubra (blacklip abalone), 1987 nucleotides. RefSeq lists its product as uncharacterized. The record is from RefSeq and is a predicted model, not a curated record. The coding region runs from base 207 to 1043 and encodes 278 amino acids. NCBI's taxonomy places the organism in Eukaryota, Metazoa, Mollusca, Gastropoda, Lepetellida, Haliotidae. The transcript is spliced from 3 exons.